AUGGCUUCUCCAACUCCAAUCUCGAUCCCCCACUUCGUCGAAACCCAGCUCCAGCUCCUCCUCCUCGAACACGAAGCCGAAGUCUCCUCUUCCUCCCUCGCAACAACAGCUGCGUCCGUGUCCCCAGCUACUCGGCGCACAUUACAAGCUACAGGCUAUGCCUUGACAGGCCUCGUGCUAUCACAGUGCCGCACCGGUCUCGGCGGACGCGUUGUCGGCGAAUUCGCCCCAGACCCGGCCGUCUCGUCGGGAAAAUCGGACAAUGAUCGCGCAUCUGAUGGUCAGCCUCGGCUGGGCUCUCAUGGCAUUCGUGUUGGGGAUGUGGUUCGCGUGAACGACGUUUCUGCGGGGAAUGCGAAGAAGAUCGGUAAAGAUAAGGGCAAAGAUGGUGGGUCGAAGGAGCAAAAGGAUAAGAGUGGCCCCGAAGGUGUGGUUACUCGUGUCAAUGAUAAAGCUAUUUGGAUUGCGUUUGGACAACAAGGGAAAGGAGGUGGAACCUCGAAGGAGGACGAUGAAGCUAUUGAGGAGCUUUGGGGAAAGAAGUUGUGGGCAAUGAGGCAGACGAUGGAGAAGAUGGCCAAGAUGACUGAAACGGAUCAUUCACACUUCAUGCGCGUUGCUUUCGGCCAUACAACCCCUCUACAGCCGGACUAUGAGGAUAUAGGUCCUGUUGAAUUCAGCGAUCCCACCCUGAACGACUCGCAGAAAGAUGCCAUCCGAUUUGCCUUGGCUACUAAAGACAUUGCACUUAUCCAUGGCCCACCGGGCACGGGAAAAACACAUACUAUCAUUGAGCUUAUAAUGCAGAUGGUACAGCGUAAAAAGAGGAUAUUGGUCUGCGGUCCGUCUAAUAUCUCGGUCGAUAAUAUCGUUGAGCGACUGGCACCGAAGAAAGUACCGGUUGUACGAGUCGGGCAUCCCGCCCGCCUUCUCCCUUCUGUCUUGGAACAUUCCCUCGAAGUUCUCACGCAGACAUCGGACGCUGCCAGUAUUGUCAAGGAUGUCCGUAAGGAGAUCGAUGACAAGCAAGCUAGCAUUCGCAAAACACGAACGGGACGGGAAAGAAGAGCGAUCUACGACGACCUGAAACAAUUGCGCAAGGAAUUCCGAGAACGAGAGUCUAAAUGUGUGGAUAAUCUCGUUCGGGAAAGUAGUGUUGCUGUUGCCACUCUGCACGGUGCUGGUGGACACCAGUUGAAGAAUCAAAACUUCGACGUGGUGAUCAUUGACGAGGCCAGCCAGGCGCUGGAAGCCCAGUGCUGGAUCCCUCUGAUAUCUGCGGACAAGGUUAUCUUCGCGGGUGAUCAUUUGCAAUUGCCGCCUACUGUCAAAUCAACGAAUUUGAAAUCCAAGCCCGGUGCAGAGAAGAAAGAUGACGGUCCCAAGAAAGAGAUAUUGAAGGGUGUCUCCCUCGAACGGACCCUCUUCGAUCGCCUCUUGUCGUUACAUGGGUCGCAGAUCAAGCGAAUGCUAACCACCCAGUACCGCAUGCACGAAAAGAUCAUGCGAUUCCCAUCCGAUGAACUCUACGAGUCGAAACUAAUGGCCGGCGAUGCGGUCAAAUCACGAUUACUAGCAGAUCUUCCAUAUGAAACUCAGGGUACGGAUGAUACACAAGAACCCCUCGUAUUCUGGGACACACAGGGUGGAGACUUCCCCGAGAAAGCUGAAGACAAAGAGAUCGGUCAGAAGGAGGCUUUACUUGGUGAGAGUAAAAGUAACGAGAUGGAGGCUAUGGUGGUCGCCAGACAUGUGGAUAAUCUGGUGGAAGCAGGUAUCAAGCCUGAAGAUAUUGCCGUGAUCACCCCAUACAACGGGCAGUUGUCGGUGCUGUCUCAGAUGCUACGGGAGAAACACCCAGGCCUCGAGCUUGGCAGUGUGGAUGGAUUUCAAGGUCGUGAAAAGGAAGCCGUCGUCGUGAGUCUAGUCCGCAGCAAUGCGGAGCAUGAGGUGGGUUUCCUUGGUGAGAAACGACGUCUGAAUGUGGCUAUGACACGCCCCAAGCGGCAUCUUUGCAUCUGCGGGGACUCUGACACAAUUAGCCGGGGUAGCAGCUUUCUCAAACAUUGGAUGGAUUAUCUGGAGGAAAAUGCCGACUUGCGAUACCCAGACGCGGGUGAUCUUCUCUAA
This is a messenger RNA of Penicillium waksmanii, 2130 nucleotides long. Its product is annotated as putative DNA helicase. The record is from RefSeq and is a predicted model, not a curated record. The transcript is spliced from 4 exons. The coding region runs from base 1 to 2130 and encodes 709 amino acids. Lineage: Eukaryota; Fungi; Ascomycota; Eurotiomycetes; Eurotiales; Aspergillaceae. Gene Ontology annotation, molecular function: RNA binding; 5'-3' DNA helicase activity; ATP hydrolysis activity.